Messenger RNA from Cannabis sativa, 2497 nucleotides. RefSeq lists its product as uncharacterized. Gene Ontology annotation, molecular function: cysteine-type peptidase activity. Gene Ontology annotation, biological process: proteolysis. NCBI's taxonomy places the organism in Eukaryota, Viridiplantae, Streptophyta, Magnoliopsida, Rosales, Cannabaceae. The transcript is spliced from 4 exons. The record is from RefSeq and is a predicted model, not a curated record. The coding region runs from base 1601 to 2179 and encodes 192 amino acids.
AGUUUUAUUUAUGUUGUUGUUUUUUGGUUUUUCCAAUUGUUUUAAUUUUUUUUCAUAUUAUGUUUGAUUAUGCUGUUCAGUUGAAGAUAAAAAACAUGCGUCCUACUGAUGAAGAGAGGCAGCAGCUUCAACUUGACGGUCUAUUUAUCGAUGAAUCUAUUGAUGAACGUGGUGUAGCGAAGCAAUCCUUCGAGGGUGGGUCAUCUUCAAAGAAGUCUGAUUCAGCAGAUAUUGAUUGGAUGAAAUCUAAGCUGGAGAUGCUCAUUUCGAAUCAAUCAUCAUUGGCCGAGGACUUCAUUUCGUUGAGGUGUUUUGUUGAUUUUAAUUUCAAAUCCGUAAUGACUGUAAUUAAGGAUAUCCAAGAGAAGGUUAAUGCCAUUCAUCGUCGUCCUUCUGACGAGGUAUUUAUUCUUAUUUUAUUGUUUAGGUUUUUUUAUAUUUUUUUUUGUAUAGUUUCUUUACUGUUUUAUUUAAGUUUCAUUUAUGUUGGUUGAUACAGGGAAAGUCAUCGGAUGAAUUAGUAACUCAAGAUUCUGAUGAUGAUGCUGAUGAUGAUGAUGAUGAUGAUGAUGAUGCCGAGGAUGAUGAGAAGCAAUUGCCUGAUCCAGAAAAUAUUGAUUCCGACUCCGACGAUGGUGGUGAGUUGGUUAAAGUUGGUGGGGAUGCUGAUGAUGCUGACAAGGCUGUUACUGCUGUUCCUUCUGCUGAUGUGAAUCCUUCUGAGGAUGUUGGAGGGAGUGAUAAAAAUGUUAAGGAUGUUGAGAAGCCGAAGGGCGAUGAGUCUCGAUUGAAGGGGGACGAUUUCUUUGAUGGGUUGAGCCAGCUUGUAAUAGAUGAUGAUCAAGUUGUGUUGGCUGGCUUGGAGGCUGUUGCUAAAAUCAAUGUAAGUUUACUUUUAAUUGUUUUCAAAAAAACUAGGUUUCUUUUUGGUUGCUCAUUAGUUUCUAGUAUGUUUUGCAACUGUUUUAAUGCAUUCUUUAUUUUUUAGGUCCCCGCACCCAAUCCAGAUGUUGUUGGUGAAAAGUCAGAUGCCCUUCAUACUGAUGAAGAAACUGAGGAUACUGUCUCUGAUACACCUCUGUUGGAUAAGAGGAAGCGUGCUCGGCCUUGAAAUCUCCAUUUGUUGAUUUCGGGUCUGCUGAUGUCGGGAGCACUCCAAUGGAGCUUAUGUCCUCAGGUUCUCAAUCAGUUGGGGAUGAUAGGGAUUUCAAAAUGGUGACUUAUGUGAAGGGCCUUUAUGCUCUUAAUGAUGCUUUUGCUGAUCCCGUAUCUACCGAGAUUGAGGCAAAAUUUGACUUUUGGAUUGGUGAAGGAUUGCUUAAACAUCCCAGGCAUUAUAAUUGUUAUGAAGACGGCGCAAAGAAAUUUACCCCGGGUUUUAGGCUAGGUGUUGAUUAUGUUGAGGAUAAAACUUGGUUUUACCAUUUGGCCACAUGCGACAUGUUUAUGAACGACUCGCAUAUGAACACCAUAUUCUAUUACCUUCGGAAAAAAAGGUAAGUAUUCUUCCGCCGUGACGUUGAAUUUCGCAACUACUUUUGAUUGUCUUUUUGAUGAUUCCAUCCAAGCAUUGUACCACAAAUUUAACAAGGCCAAGUCAAUGAAGACUAAGAUGUCACACAUUCACGCUGCCCACCCAAUUGCGCAUUACAUCCGAGGUAUGCGCAUUCCUUGUUCCAAGCCUUGGUAUGAAGCCGAUCACGUGCUUUUCAUCAUCAAUUUAAGAAGGGAAAGUCAUUGGGUUUUUGGGCGUCUUGACGUGAACGAAGGGACGUUAUUUCUGUACAAUUCUUUGAGAACCGCGAAGAUGAAUGCCGCAGCUAGGAAUGCGAUGAAGGCUUAUUCCGUGUUGCUGCCUUUGUUUUUCGAUUUACUUGGGUUCUGGAAGAAUAGAGCACAAGCUCCUGCCUCAGUUUCUGACCCUACAGCUCCAUUCAGAAUCGUGGAGCUUAGUGGUCUUGCGUCUCAGCAGAAGAAUGAUUGUGGAGCAUAUGUUGCUGCCUUUGCUGAAUUCUUUAUACACGGAAAGGAUGUCCCUGCAGACUUUGACAUCGAAGUUUAUCGAACCCGACUUGCUUCACUUUUCUACUCGUACGGACAAAGGAAAAUUGACGAAAGUAUUGACAGCGAGGAUGAGAAGCAAACCAAGUCUUCUAAGGCAUCUAAAUUGAAGAAAUAGGAUCUUUUAAUUUGGUGGCUCUAUUCUGUUAUUUGUUGAAUCUAUUUACUUGACAAGUUUUAGUGUUGUUGUUUCAAUGUAGGUAUUAUAUUUGAUUUUAUACUAUGUAGCUGGUUUAAAACUUUUAGGAUAUUUGACAUUCACUCCUUAUAAUAUCUUUAUUGUAUAGGUUUGUAUUUCCCAAAGUUGUGUGUUUUUUUAAUUGUUCAAGUUCUUAUAUAAGGUCGCACAACUAUGGAGAAACUAUUAACCAACUAAAUACAAACUAUGUUUUCAUUUUUCCUAAAUAGUGCUAUGAAUGUAUAUUUAUUCUUCGUA